Molecule: messenger RNA, 1519 nt
Organism: Sphaeroforma arctica JP610
Lineage: Eukaryota; Ichthyosporea; Ichthyophonida
Exons: 4
Coding region: 48-1067 (339 amino acids)
Biological process (GO): transmembrane transport
Cellular component (GO): membrane
Molecular function (GO): transmembrane transporter activity
Source: RefSeq, a predicted model, not a curated record
UCACCACUGAUCGACAGAUAGUGAAUAGAUCAUUAGGAUAAUACAGUAUGUUAGGAUCGCCAAUUCCACGUUUCAGUUAUGCAUACACACUCUCGAUAGGGUUUUUCAUCGCGCUUUGUGUUGCAGGGACGGGUGUCUUCAGUCAGGCCUUAACCGAGUCUGUUCGAGAGCCCUUCCCCUUGACGCAGACCUUCUUCACAUAUGUGUGCCUCGCAUUCGUAUAUGUACCGGUCUUAGCGUACAAGGGUAUCUUGCUUUCCACAAUCAAGGAGCUAGGCCUAGUGAUAUUCGCGAUUUCAUUUCUAGAUGUGCAGGCUAAUUACUUGAUCGUGAGUGCCUACAAGUACACGUCAAUGACCAGCGUACAGAUUCUGGAUUGUUUUACAGUGCCAUGUGUUGCAGUGCUAUCGUACGUAUUCCUUGGAUCUCAAUUCGAGAGGCAUCAUCUUCUCGGUGCUUGCUUGAGUUGUUCUGGAAUCUUCCUACUUCUACUGGUUGAUCAAGGGAAUACCACCCCAUCAUCGAAUCCCUUGUACGGCGGUCUGCUGUGCAUUGUGGGUGCGUCACUCUACUCGGUCACCAAUGUGUGCCAAGAACACUUCGUAAGAUCAGAAUCGAGUAUCCAGUACCUAGCUCUGCUGGGUGUGGGAGGCGCGAUCAUAUCAGGCCUACAGGCAGUGGUUCUAGAGAGUACGAUAGUCCAAAACGAGGUCAUCACUGCAUAUGACUGUCUCCAGGUGGCUGGGUUUACGGCGUGCAUGUUCGUGGUGUACUCGCUGAUCCCCGUGUUCGUACACAUGGCCAACGCGACGUUCCUAAAUAUGACGCUGCUUUCUGCAGAUAUAUUCAGUCUGUGCUUCGGGGCACUGAUCUUCAAUAUGAUGUUCUCCGCGGUAUACAUCGCAUCGUUCGGGUGCAUUCUUUGCGGCAUUGCAUUGUAUGUAGCGCCUGCAACCGCGGCCGAUCUAGAGAGGGGAUCCCAGAACAAACACACAGGUGCGACUCCCGAAUUGACAGAGUCUUCAUUAUUGUUAGGACAAAAUGACGACAUCGCAACCCUGGCGUAGAAACAUAUUGGCACUGCACUGGUGUAUUCCCAGACACUGUACAGAAGUGUUAUGUAGUUACAACCUCAUUUAGUAAGUAUUGGGCGCAGGCCGCCGAAAAAGCAACACUUCUUCCUAGAAUCUGCAUGGAUAAUUACACACUCGACAUUAUUUCAUUCAUGUGUGAAGCCCGGAUACCAAAAUUACGUUAUAUUCCCUCACCUAAUGAAACCCGAAAACCACCCUCGAGUGACCCUUUCAAUGUUUCACAACUUCAUAAAAACAAAUUAGAUAAAGUGUGCCGUAUCGAUGGUAUUAUCUCCUCUUGUGUGUGUAUUAUUUAGUUGUUUGAACAAGAGAAAAAUAUAUCCGUGCGAGUCUCCCAACAAAAACUAAAAAUUCGAAAAAGCGCUUGAUAAAAACAAAUUUCAAAAAAAAAAAGUGGAAAAUCCGGUCAUCAAUUUUUUCAUGUG